This is a messenger RNA of Plutella xylostella (diamondback moth), 1548 nucleotides long. RefSeq names its product olfactory receptor-like (gene Or49). Gene Ontology annotation, biological process: detection of chemical stimulus involved in sensory perception of smell; sensory perception of smell. The record is from RefSeq and is a predicted model, not a curated record. Gene Ontology annotation, cellular component: plasma membrane. Gene Ontology annotation, molecular function: odorant binding; olfactory receptor activity. NCBI's taxonomy places the organism in Eukaryota, Metazoa, Arthropoda, Insecta, Lepidoptera, Plutellidae.
UGGACGCUUACCUUAAAGCGUAUUUACCUAGGUACAUAAAUUAAAAUUCUGUUUCUUUUUGUCUAAGUGGUGAUACAAUUAAUAGGAAACUAAUAUUUUAAAAAUUAGCCACCUUUCAACCCACCAGUACCAGUUACAACUAGAGGUCUUACUUCCACUCUGGUUCUCCAUUCAUUUCGUUCUACUACGCAGCAUGGAUGAGACAUUACAAUGCCUCAACCGAGUGUUGUCGUUCGUUGGCAUUUCCAUCUUUGCCAAAAACAACUGGGACAGCCCCUUCUACCGGGUCAUACAGAUUUUCAACCUUAUCAUCGCCAUCAUCACAUUUAUUCUCACAACCGGCUGCAUCAUUAACAGUUUCUCUGAUCUCCCUGCUCUCAUUGAAAGCAUUUGCAUCUGGACCACUGGUGUCAUCCUCUCUAUCUCUAUCACCAUUUGCUGGGUCUUCCGCAAAAGGUUUAGACUUUUUGUUCUCGAAAUGGGUUUUAGGGACACUAUCUUGGAUGUCCCUUUGAUCCAUUACGUCAUGGGGUUGGAGAGUGGUGGUGAACUUCUGAUGGAGUUGAAAGAGUUGGUGGUGGAUUCUAGGGAGAGAUUGCUGAGGUUUGUGAGGAUCCUGUUGAAGUGUUACGUGUCGUCUGUGUUUGUGACGGCGAGCUUGUAUAUUGUGGGUGCCAUUUAUCGCAUGCUGGUCAGGGAAGAUCAGUCUUUGAGGAUUCUGGCGUUUGAAAUGUGGUUCCCCUGGAGUCUGGAGGACAUGCGGGUGUAUGCGGCCUCGUUUAUUUUUCAUGCAUACGCCGGCCUCAUCUGCUGCAGUGGUUAUCCAGGAUUCCAAAUAACGAUCAUUCUGCUAGUCGGACAGAGUAUCAGGCAGCUGCGGAUCCUGACUUUCGUCAUCAGCCACCAGGACGAGCUGGUCAAGGAAAUUACCAACAUGAGAGAGGGGGAAAGCCUUUGGCAGCUGUACUGCACGGAUAUCUUGUCACAGUGCAUCAAGCAUUAUAUUACUUUGAAAACAUUCAACAACCGAGUGAACGUGAUCUUCCGUCCGUUCUACCUGACGCUCAUUCUGGUGGCCACGCUGCUGGUGUGUGGGUGCUCCACUAAGAUCGCCAUUUCUAACAAGUUUGCGCUGGAGGUGAUCAAAUACUACGUGCACGAGUUUUGCUUCAUCAUCGUCGUGCUGAUGUUCUGUCUCCUCGGGCAGCAGCUGCAAGACGAGUGUGAAAAACUCGAAGGUUCUAUUUUACAAAAGUGGUACAUUUACAAUGCUAAACAUACAAAACAUUUGCGCAUUUUCAAAAUGGCAGCGAGUCAGAGAAUGCCGAUUCAUAUUUUUGGAACUAUCACCCUGUCAUUGCCUACUUUUACUUGGUUUAUAAGAACAGGAACCUCGUUUUUCACUCUCAUGAUGUCAUUUAUGGAAGAGCAAUGAGUAGAAGCAUUGGGAAUUAAACGAUAAUUAUGAAUAAUUACUUGUAGAACAAAAAUAUUAUAUUUUUAGUUAAAUACAUAAUGCUAAUGCUUGUUUGAAUUAUUUUUAAACGC